Messenger RNA from Pelmatolapia mariae (spotted tilapia), 3215 nucleotides. RefSeq names its product CUE domain containing 2 (gene cuedc2). NCBI's taxonomy places the organism in Eukaryota, Metazoa, Chordata, Actinopteri, Cichliformes, Cichlidae. The transcript is spliced from 9 exons. The coding region runs from base 126 to 977 and encodes 283 amino acids. The record is from RefSeq and is a predicted model, not a curated record.
UCGUGCCGUGCGAGUUUGCGGUUGUCACGGUUAGAAAUCCCUGUACUGACCUGUCUUCCCCGUAUAUAUCUGGGGAAAACCUUUAGCUUCAUGUCUCCAUAAUUUCUCUCACACAGGAGAAAGUAAUGGACCUCCACAAAAUUAUCCACAGUGCACUGCACGAAUUUAUUCAGACUUACAUUACUGAUGCAGAUCUCAGCACACUGGAUGAUGUCCUGUUGUCUUACAUCACUGGGGUCCUGGAGGAUCUUGGUUCCCAGCAGAGUGUUGAGGAGAACUUUGAUGUGGAGGACUUUGCAGAGAUGCUAGAAGCUUACAUACCUGGCUUUGCAGAAAUUGACAGUGUCAAAGUCUGUGAAAUGAUGUUCAGUCUGGCUUCAAAACUAGCUACUGCUCGGACCUCAGCUCGUGAAGAAAAUGGUAUCCCUAAGGCAAGGGCAGAAGAGAUCUCAUUGAAGCUCACCAGCCUGCCCAGUGAGCCACCGAGAAGAGAAACGCAGUGCCUUAAAUCACAGACAGAGGGAGCCACUGCCAAGCCACCAGUGUCUGAGUGGGAGGCCCAGGAGCAGCACUUACUAGAGAUGUUUCCCAAGUGUAGUCUGACUGAGGCUCGCAGCGCCCUGUCUAUUGCCAAAGGAGACAUGGAGGAAGCUGUUCGUCUUAUCAUAGAAGGGGAUGUUCAACUCAGUCCCACACCUCUUAACGUAAACCAUGGGAAGAGUAUUUCCUCACUGGCAGACCAGAAACUUAAAGAGAGCAUCCUUGAGAAGUACAUGCUGGUGGACAGGGAGGAAGAUAAGAAAACACACCGUCCCGUCGUUCCCAAAGAUGCUCCAAAGAAGCUAGUUCGGUACCACGGUAACCAGGUGGUAACCACAAAAGGAGAACGGUAUCAGCUCGUGAAGAAGGACGAGACAGAGGACAUGAAGAAGACAUACGUCAACCUCAAGCCAGCGCGAAAGUACAGAUUCCAUUGAUGACGAGCACAGUUCUGAAAGAGCAGCUAAUGACAGUAUUGUUUACACUAUUUUUAAUUUAUUAAUUUCAUUUAGCCUACAUUUUGUUUGUUUUUUUUCCCAAUUAAAAGCUGACAUCUGCAGUGUUGUCAGAAGCUUCUUUUGAAAAAGGAAAAAAAAAACGUUACCUUUACAUGCCUUGGUUAAAACGUUGGAUUACAGUGUUUCAGUUUUAUAUUGGAGGAUCUUUUUUUUGUCAGAUAUUUCAGUCAGGAUGUUGUGACUUGCGUUCUUGUGUGUGUGUGUGUGUGUGUGUGUGUGUAACAGCCUAACCUAUCUACUUUUGGCCAUCUCAGCAGGUCUGAUGUUGCACUGACAGUAUUGAGGUUGUUUGUUUAAAUUGUUUUUAUUAUUCUUUUUUAUGCAUUUUUCUUUUUAAGCCGUACUGACAUUGUGAAUGAACCUAUAUUGAUUUCUGUAACUAAGUUUUAGUGGUGCUGUAAAGUUUCUUCUGGACAUUAGAAUUAUCAGCUGUUUUAUGUACAUAUUGAUUCAAAGAGGCCAAUUUCAUUUAGUUUAAAGUUAGGUCCAGAGUUUGUUGGACAAGGACACUGUUGUUGGAGUUUUGCCUCUGUACUCCACCGCGGUGGAUUUUGAAUAAGAUAAUCGUGAUGAUUUUAAACAUUACUCUUAGAUGUUUAUUGGUAAAGUCAAGUCCUUCCUUCUUGUUCUUGUGUAAUCAGUGGUUUACAACUUGUUUUAAACUUGCUGUAUUUAAAUUGAUGAAGACAUCUCUUAAUUGCAGUUUGUGAAAAUGGAGGAUAUGCUUAUGAAGUUGCUUUUCUUACCCAUGUAAAUAAUUGCCAUUGUGACCUUUUUUUUUUUUUUUUUUUUUUUUCCCCUAUGGUCUUUCAGUUGUGGUGUACACACUCAAAACUACAAAAAUUGUGUCUUUGUCCAACAAAUUAUGCACCUGUGUAUUGUAGCCAGUAGGAGUGCUGCAGAUAUGUUUGUUCAGGCCUUGAAUUUUAAAUCAGUUUGUUCAGUCCAUAAGAGGAAGUCCUGAUUGUUUACUUUAACCACUUUCUGACACACGGCAAAAAAAAAGGAUGUUUUAAUAUGCAAAGUUUUAUGCUAUUUUGGUUGUUUUGCCACAGAACACUAUCGCCCCCUGCAUCUCCCUACAUUGUUGAAUCGCCUCAGGUCUUACUCUCUUUCUCCUGUCUGGCAGCUCCAUCUUCAUCACCUCCUCUGCACAUGUUCAAACCAUCUCAGCUUUGCCUCUUUGUCUCCAGACAGCUAAACCUGAGCUGUCCCUCUGAUGUACUCAUUUCUAAUUCUGUCCAUCUUGGUUACUCCCAGUGAAAAUCUUGGCGUCUUUAACUCUGCAACCUAGCUGUUUAAGUACUGAAUUUAAAACCAGGGGGGAAGAAAAUGCAUUACAAUAACUUGAUCUGAAGUCUGACAGAAGUGAGAUUUGACAACCUACGGAUUCACAGCUCAUCCCUAAUAAAGGAGGACGUACACGUCACAGGUCUUACCCAGCUGAAAACACGUCCGUAUACUAUAUAAAUUCAUUUUUCAAGACAUGUUCAAACAAUUGCAGCACUCUACUUUCUAACAUUACAAAGUUGUGUGUGUGCUUUAUCUUUCACACCCCUAAUGCAGAGUAAAAAAUGCUGCUGGAUGACUUCAUUUUAAAGUUCAUUCCAACAGGAUUACCUUUAUUUUUGAUAGAGAUGUUUAGAUUUUCAAAUUCUCCAAUCAUGUAUUUGUGAUAAUAGAAGAUCAUGUGCUUUCAGGGUCCGUUUACAUAUUACCGAAGUGGUUCUCUUGUCACAGCGCCUCUCAUCUCGUUUGUGUUCUGUGAGGUUUGCUUCGCAUGUGAUUGUGGAUGUUUUUUUUUUUUUCUCUGAUUGGAUUCUGAUUUCUUGUUAGUUGUAGAUUAGGAUAAAUGGAGAUUUCUUUUAGAUAUACGCUUUGUGUUUCUUUCUGUGUCCAUUUGGACCAGCUAUAAGCAUUUGUUCUAAAUGGAUGGUAUAUAGUUUUCCCCUCGGUGUAGUGUAACAGCUGGGUGUUGGAAAGAUGUGUUGUUACUGGUGCUUAUCGGCAGCAAUGUUAUCUUUAAAUACUGUACGAUGGUGUUACUGUAGAGCAUGGAAUGGAUCCCCUGAAGCUGUUUUAGUGACAACCAAAACAGCUUUCCUCGCUCUGAGAAACUGCUGACGCACAAUUUAUAGUAAAUACUAAUUUUGUAGA